AUGAGAGUGUGGUGGGCGACCUUGCUGGCGCUGCUCCCGCACGUCGCCGCGAUCCCUCGCAGAGGCAACGAGCCAUGGUCCAUCGUCCUCUGCAAACUGCGCGGCAUCGAGUAUGAGCCUCGCACCGUCGAGUGGUUCCGCGAAUGGCUCACUGACGGUAACAACCCAGGUGGUUUGCAUUCAGAAUCCGUAUAACGACCCCUAUGAUGCAGACACCCUCGAGAGCUACUUCUCCUCCGUUUCUAAUGGAAUUUACACAGUCAGAGGUUCGAAUGUGACUUCCUGGCUACGCCUUCCGUGGAGCAGGGAGGACAUUGCUAGAAUGGCUCUCACCGAUCCACGUCUUCAGUCGGCCAAGGAGAAACCUUUUGCGGUAAGCUUGAAAUGUAGAGAAUCCCUACUAACUUCUGGUUGAGUUGUUUGACAAGGCGAAGCAGCUGUGUAUAUCGUACGCCGAACAGAGCGGCUACACUUUGCAUAGGCAGAAGAUUACGGUAAUCAACACGGAGCAAACGGCCGUCUACGGGAAAGACACAGGUACGCUGAGAGAGCAUGCAGAGCCCGACCGCGUGUGCAGGAGUGCUGCUCACCCCGAAGCUCAUCUUCACUUCAGUUCUGGCUCAUGAGAUGAUCCACAGCAUGAACAUUGGUCAUUCCUACAGUGAUCGGAAAAGAAAGGUCAGUGAUUCAACUGUAUAAAAGGAGAAAAGGUUCGCACGUGAGGAUAUCUUUUUUUUUUGUCAACUUCAAAUCAGUUUCGUAACAAAAAUUGACGUAAAUCUAUUUCUUAAUUAUUUGAUCACCUCCUUCUAGAUGAAAAAAAGUCGAUUAAAGAAAACGAUCUGAGAAGAACAGAAUUGAGAGGAUUUUGUGAGAUUUUUCAUAAAUUAGCUACUUAAAGCUGAUCAUUCGCCAUUUGCUUUUGAUUUCUCUUUCAAGGUGUUCACUUACUCGAGCUUCGGCGAAUACGAUGACAAGUAUGACUUGAUGUCGACCGCGAACGCGCACAUGCGUCCUUCGACAUAUGGACUGAGCGGUCCCGGACUCAACGGAGCUCAUUUGGACUAUCUCGGUUGGCUGCCGUCUAACCGAAUGCUCUACUUUGGACGGUACUAUUUCGAAAGUAUUUUCAAGAUCGAGAAGUUCAGCGACGACCGACAGAACUACACCCUGCGGCUGUCGGCUUUGUCCGUGCCUCACAGGUCGACCAGCGGCUGGCUUCUUGUCAUGAUUCCAUACGACAGAGACGAGCCGUCGAAUGUCUACACCGUCGAGUACCGAACUCCUUCUGGCAACGACGCUGCCAUCAGACAAGUCGGGCUCUUCUGUGGAGCUGAUGCCAAAAACUACUUUUCCAGAGCGCCGUGGUGAUUCAUCAAGUGAAGAAGCGGGGGAUGUCUUUUUAUUCCAAGCUCAUCACACAUGUUCAACACGAGUUCGACGAAUUGACUGUGGGAACCGGUGAGAUCAAGAGCGUCUUUUAUUUUGUGCCUCAUUUCCAGAAUGGAUCAAGUUCCUGAAUUUGGACGAGAACGGAGAGUUUCAGUCAAUACGCGUUAAGGUAUUUUGAAAUUGUUACUCGUUUUAGGCUGAUUUCACAGGUUGAAAGGGUUCAUCCGAAGACUCACAGUGUCGACUUGAGAAUCGUGACUAACUUCCGGCCCGUGAGUUUUCGUUUUUGUAUUUUAAAAGAUUAGUUUAUAGAAGGGUUGAUGUUUAGGAGCGAUGUCUAAAUACCGAUACAAGCUUCGACGUGCCAUCCGAUCAAGGCCUCAACAGCCGCGGCGUCCAGGUGAGUGAUAAUCGCUUUUUGUUGAUGGAGCACAAAUUGUUUGGUGGUCUUCUUUUUGAAAAUUGCAGGAUGUGAAAUAAUUUCAAAGAACAUUUUGACAGAAAGUUUGCGUGGAAGGGGAUGAAGGAACUGUAACGCAGAAUCACAUAGACGUCCAAUAUGCCAGGGACGCCUUCUUUCAGCUGCGGUAAAGUUUAACCAAGUUCAAAAAAUUUUGUUUCUGAUUUAGAAAAAAUUUCGGCCAGAACGAAUGUAUUGCGGGGUACGAGUGGCGCGGAAUCGACGCUUACGACUACGCCUGCGUCGUCGCCCACAGGUGGGAAUCCUUUCCAAUAGUUCUGGUUUGGCAAAGAACGGCGUGUAGAGCAUCUCACUCUUCUUGUGAUACUAGAAAACCAUUUUCAAGCGUUCCGACGAUCAUCACUUCUCCAUGGUCCACGACAGUUUUCGAACCGACAAAUACCUUAUCAAUUUUCGAAUGAUUUAGCAGAGAAACUUUUCUGGAGUUUGAACGAUCAAUCAAAUAAUCAAUUUUUUGGUUUGCUCAUAGAUGGAAUCGACUAGGCGGUGAACAAAAAAUAUUAAAGCUAUAACGAACAACCGCUAUUGACAAAUUAAAAGUCGAAACGUGUAGUUGAUUAAGUUGAAAGCAUGGUCUUACGGUCCUGCGCCUCGUUCUUCCUCGCGUAGUUCAUCCAGUUGCGCCUUGACGAGCUCAGCAUGUAGUGGAUUUGGUGCUGGAUCCUGGAGGCCGUGCUCUAGGUGCAAGCCUCGGUAUGAGAGCGACCACUUUGAAUGAAGAUUUUACACUAAACAAAUGUGUAAAUUUUUUUUUUUGUUUGAGUGGGAGAGAUCUCUUCGAGAAGAAAGACCCGGUUCAGAAAUCAUAAUCAUUCUUUCAGAAAGCGCGAAGUUCAGCGACAAAUCGAGGAAGAAGAAGAAGAAGAAGAAGAAGAAAACUCUGUGGUCUCAUCCUGCGAUGAUGGCCAGCUUCCUCGGAUCGCUUUUCAGGUUCAAAUACUUCCUUAUUAUCAUUUUCUUUUUCUUUUUCAACUAGAUUGGCUUUCUCUUCAAAAAGAUUAUUCAUCAAUCUAGAUAUAUAUUUUAGGUAUAUUCAACUGGACCGAAAUUAAAAUCGCAUUUUUGAACUUUUUGUUAAACUUUAAUUGAACUCGAACCUUCUUUUUUGUUUAAUGGUGUUUUAUAUAACUCAAUCCUACCAUAAUUUCGUAAAUCAAACUAAAAUCUCAAUGAAUUUUUUACUAAAGUUCCCCCUUGACCAAACUCCAAGUUUUCGGGCUCUUGGCACACUCACUGAAUUCUUCAUAAAUUAUUUGUUAGAGUUUUUAGAACCAAAGAUAUAUUCGAAUUAGGUAAAAUUCGGUUUUAAUUAUGUCGAGCUUGCUCAGAAACUUCGAAGGUUUCCCCUCUUCUUGUUCUUGGAUCACCAAAUAGAGCUUCAGGGAGACGUCAAAUGCGUUGAUGAUGAAGAGCGACGGCUCGUGCAGAAAGAAAACUUGCAGUCACAUAGAUACAUUAAGAAUUUUGCUUUUUUUAAUGGCGACGAUCCCGUCGGCGUAUAG
This is a messenger RNA of Caenorhabditis auriculariae, 3375 nucleotides long. The record is from the annotation of a GenBank genome assembly. NCBI's taxonomy places the organism in Eukaryota, Metazoa, Nematoda, Chromadorea, Rhabditida, Rhabditidae.